Messenger RNA from Myotis lucifugus (little brown bat), 5199 nucleotides. RefSeq names its product sodium voltage-gated channel alpha subunit 7 (gene SCN7A). Gene Ontology annotation, molecular function: calcium ion binding; voltage-gated sodium channel activity. The record is from RefSeq and is a predicted model, not a curated record. Gene Ontology annotation, cellular component: axon; voltage-gated sodium channel complex; plasma membrane. The transcript is spliced from 25 exons. NCBI's taxonomy places the organism in Eukaryota, Metazoa, Chordata, Mammalia, Chiroptera, Vespertilionidae. Gene Ontology annotation, biological process: membrane depolarization during action potential; neuronal action potential; sodium ion transmembrane transport.
CCUGGGUGGCAUCAGCUGGUGAGGGCAGAUGCUAAUCUAGCAACACCAUCUAAGCCACCGGAGCCCAGGAAGCCAGAGAGAUCAGAAAGAAAGAGAAGCCCAGGAGGAGAGAAAGGGCUCCAGGGAGCCCAGCUCCAAGGGCUCCAAGGAGCCCAGGUGCUGGCGGAGACCCAUCACAUGGGAGCAAGUGCAAAAUUGAAAAUGGCUUCCCCAGAACCUAAGGGCCUUGUCCCCUUCACGAGGGAGUCUCUUGAACUUAUGGAACAGCGUAUUGCUAAAAAACACAAUGAGGAACAUGAAGAAGAUUUAAAGCCAAACUCUGACUUGGAAGUUGGAAAAGAGCUUCCAUUUGUUUAUGGAAAUCUUCCUCAAGGAAUGGUGUCAGAGCCCUUGGAAGACGUGGACCCAUACUACCAGAAUAAAAAUACUUUCAUGAUACUAAACAAGAAAAGAACAAUUUUCAGAUUUAAUGCCACCUGGUGUACAUUGUCUCCUUUCAAUUCAAUUAGAAGAGCAACUGUUAAGAUUUUGGUACAUCCCUUUUUUCGACUAUUAAUUUUGAUUAGCGUCCUGAUUGACUGCAUAUUUAUGUCCCUGACUGAGGGGCCAAAAUGGGGGCAAGAAUUACAGAUCACUUUGCUUGCAAUUUACACAUUUGAAAUACUUGUAAAACUCAUUGCAAGAGGCAUCUGGACAGGAUCUUUUUAUUUCUUUGGUGACCCGUGGAACUGGCUUGACUUCAGUGUAACUUUGUUUGAGCACAUAACAAUAUAUUCGCCUCUAAACUUCACACCAAUAUUUAGAGUUGCAAGAAGUUUGAGAAUUUUGAAAAUUAUUCCCUUAAACCAAGGUGUGAAAUCUUAUGUAGGGAUCCUGCUCCAAUGCUUGAAGAAACUUACUGGUGUCAUUAUCCUUACUCUAUUUUUUCUGAUCAUAUUUUCUCUAAUUGGGAUGGGGUUCUUCAUGGGCAAACUAAAGCAUAAAUGUUUCCGAUGGCCCCAAGAAAAUGAAACUGAAACCCUGCACAACAGAACCAGAAACCCAUGUUAUAGUCGAGAAACAGAAAACUUUUAUUAUUUGGAAGGAGAAAGAUAUGCUCUCCUUUGUGGCAACAGAUCAGAUGCCAGUCAGUGUCCUGAAGGAUAUGAGUGUAUAAAAGCUGGCAUGAAUCCUGAUAAUGGCUACACAAAUUUUGACAACUUUGGCUGGGCCUUGUUAGCCCUAUUCCGGUUGAUGACGCAGGAUUACCCUGAAGCACUGUAUCAUCAGAUCCUUUAUGCUUCUGGAAAGGUCUACAUGAUAUUUUUUAUUAUAAUAAGUUUUUGGUUUGCCUUUUACAUGGCAAGUUUGUUCUUGGGCAUACUUGCAAUGUCCUAUGAAGAAGAAAAACAGACAGCUGCUGAAAAAACUAAGAAGAUUGAAACAGAAUUUCAGCACACUUUACUUCAAGAAGAAAAUGAAGCAGCUGAGGCCAAGACCACACAAAUAGAAAUGAAGAAAAGAUCACCAACUUCUAUGAUCACUUCUUUGGAUAUGUUGGAUGAUGCUACUAUCAGACAUAAAGAAGAGCAUAAAAAAUCUCAGAAGAGAUGUCCAUUGUGUUGGUAUAAAUUUGCUAAAAUUUUUUUGAUUUGGAAUUGUUCUCCCUGUUGGUUAAAGUUGAAAGAGUUUGUCCAUGUGAUUAUAAUGCAUCCAUUUUCUGAUCUUUUUCUCACUAUAUGCAUAAUUCUAAACAUAUAUUUUUUGGCCAUGGAAUGUUAUCCAAUGAGUGCAACAACAUUCAGUGUUCUCAGCAUUGGAAACCUGGUUUUUAUUGGAAUUUUCACAACAGAAAUGAUUUUUAAAAUAAUUGCCAUGCAUCCAUAUGGGUAUUUCCAAGUAGGCUGGAAUAUUUAUGAUAGCAUAAUUGUGUUCCUUGGUUUAGCAGAACUUUUUCUAGCGAAUGUUCAUGGACUGGAUGUUUUUCGAUCAUUCAGGGUGUUGCGAAUUUUCAAGUUGGGGAAAUACUGGCCAACAUUUGAGAUUCUGAAGCUGACUCUUAUAAAGUCACUGGGGGCCCUGAAAGACUUGAUCCUGCUGUUCUACACAUUCCUGUUCUUUUCUGCUGUGGUCGGCACAAAGCUGUUUGGUUUGAGUUACAAAGCAUACAUCUACAACUUAGACAAAGACUGUCAACUUCCACGCUGGCACAUGGGUGACUUCUUCCAUUCCUUUCUGAAUGUGUUCCGGAUUCUCUGUGGAGAGUGGGUAGAGACUCUAUGGGAUUGCUUUGACACAGCAGGCCAAUUCAGUUGUGUUCCUUUUUACAUGAUGGUCAUUUUAAUUGGAAACCUUUUGAUACUUUACCUGUUUGUGGCUUUGGUGCUCUCCUUUAGCUCAUGCAAUGCUGCAACGCAUGCAGAGAGUGAAGAAGCCAAAAAUCUCCAGUGUGCAAUGGCAAGAAUUAAAAAAGGGAUAUGCUAUGUGCUUUCUAAAAUAUUAUGUAAAAGACUAAAUGUUCCCAAGGACACAGUGGACAAUGUAAAUGACACACAUGUUAAAGAGAAUAUUUCUGGCCAUACUCUUUCUGAAUUGAGCAACACUGAAGGUGUCCUCAAGGACAAGGGAAAAAGCAGUGGCACAGAGAAAACCACAGUGACUGAAAAUGAGAGUGAGUCACUUAUCCCCAGUCCUAGUGCCUCUGAAACUGUACCAAUUGCUUCCGGAGAAUCUGAUAUAGAAAAUCUGGAUAAUAAGGAGAUUCAGAGCAAGUCAGGUUACGGCAGCAGCAAAGAGAAGGUGAAGCCAUCUAGCUCAUCUGAAUGCAGUACAGUUGAUAUUGCUAUCUCUGAAGAAGAAGAAAUGAUCAAUGAACAUGAGAAGCCAAAGCAUCCUAAAAACAGUUAUGAACGAAGAUCUUCACCAGGUCAAAUUAGUAGAGAAUCCAAGAGAGGAAAAAUUUGGCGAAACAUAAGGAAAACCUGCUGCAAGAUUGUAGAAAACAGUUUUUUUAAGUGUUUCAUUGGCCUUGUCACUUUGCUCAGCACAGGUGCUCUGGCUUUUGAAGAUAUAUAUAUCAAUCAAAGAAAAACUAUUAAAAUCUUAUUAGAAUAUGCUGACAUGAUCUUCACUUACAUCUUUAUUCUGGAAAUGCUUCUGAAGUGGAUGGCAUAUGGUUUUAAAGCCUAUUUCACUAAUGGCUGGCACAGGCUGGACUUCAUGGUUGUUAUUGUAUUUUGUCUGAACUUAAUAGGCAAAUCUCAGGAACUAAAACUGCUUACGUCCAUUAAAUUCCUUCGGGCACUUAGAGUUCUAUCUCAAUUUGAAAGAAUGAAGGUGGUUGUGAGAGCUUUGAUGAAAACAACUUUACCGGCUUUGAAUGUGUUUCUGGUCUGCCUUAUGAUCUGGCUGGCUUAUAGCAUCAUAGGAGUACACUUAUUUGCUGGCACAUUCUAUGAAUGCAUUGACCCAACAAGUGGAGAAAGAUUUCCUACAUAUGAAGUCAGGAAUAAGAGUGACUGUGAAAGUCUUGUAUUCAAUGAAUCCAUGCCAUGGGAGAAUGCAAAACUGAACUUUGAUAAUGUUGGAAAUGGUUUCCUUUCAUUGCUUCAAGUAGCAACAUUUAAUGGAUGGAUUGAUAUUAUGAAUUCAGCUGUUGAUUCCACUGGUGUACAUAUGCAGCCUGAUUUUGAAGUGAAUAUCUACAUGUAUUGUUACUUUAUUGGUUUUAUUAUCAUUGGAUUAUUUCUUCCUCUGACUAUGCUGGUCGGUGUUAUUCUUGCUAAUUUCAACAAGCAUAAAAUAAAGCAGGGAGGCUCCAAUAUUUUUAUAACAGAAAAACAGGAGAAACAAUAUCUAACACUGAAGAAGCUGAUGUAUGAGGACUCUCGAAAAACAAUACCUUGGCCAGGAAACAAGUUCCGAAGAUUCAUCUUUGACUUGGUAACAAGUCAAGCUUUUAACAUCAUCAUUAUGGUUCUUAUCUGUUUACAAGCAAUAACCCUUAUGAUACAAAGUGAUGAACAGAGCAGACAAAUGGAUACCGCUGUCCUCUGGCUUCAGAUGCUUUUCAUUAUUCUCUACACUGGAGAAUGUGUGCUGAAGCUCAUCGCUUUCCGUUGUAACUAUUUCACGAGUGGAUGGAAUGUUUUAGAUUUUAUAGUGGUCAUUUUCUCUAUUACAGGACUACUUCUGCCUCUGAUAGGAGAAUACUACCUUGUACUUCCUUCCUUCCUGAAACUGAUAGUUCUCUCCCGGAUCAUCCACAUCCUGCGACCUGGGAAAGGACCAAAGGUGUUCCACGAUCUGCUGCUUCCUCUGGUGCUCUUCCUCCCGGCACUGUUGAACAUCAGUCUGCUCAUCUUCCUCGUCAUGUUCAUCUACGCCAUCUUUGGCAUGUACAAUUUUGCCUAUGUGAAAAAGGAAGCUGGAAUUAAUGAUGUGUCCAACUUUGAAACCUUUGGCAGCAGUAUGCUCUGUCUUUUCCAGGUUACAAUAUUUGCUGGUUGGGAUGGGAUGCUCAAUGCUAUUUUUAACAGUAAAUGGUCUGACUGUGAUCCUGAUAAAAUUAACCCUGGGACCCAGGUUAGAGGAGAUUGUGGUAGCCCCAUUGUCGGAAUUAUUUAUUUUGUCAGUUACAUCCUCAUAGCAUGGCUGAUCAUUGUAAACAUGUACAUUGUUCUUGUUAUGGAGUUUGUAAAUAUUGCUUCUAAAAAAACAGCCAAGACCUUGAGUGAAGAUGACUUUAGGAAAUUCUUUCAGGUCUGGAGGAGGUUUGACCCUGAUGGGACCCAGUACAUAGAUUCUAGCAAGCUUUCAGAUUUUGCAGCUGCUCUGGAUGCUCCACUUUUCAUGGCAAAACCAAACAAGGGCCAGCUUGUGGCCAUGGAUCUUCCAAUGGCUGUUGGGGACAGAAUUCAUUGCCUAGACAUCUUACUUGCUUUUACAAAGCGAGUUGUGGGUAAAGAUGUGAGGAUGGAGAAACUUCUUUCAGAGAUGGAAUCGGGGUUUAUCUUGGCUAACCCUUUUAAGAUCACAUAUGAGCCAAUUACAACUACCCUGAAACGAAAACAAGAGGCAGUCUCAGCAACCAUCAUUCAGCGUGCUUAUAAAAGUUACCGUUUGAGGCAAAGUGACAAAAAAACAUCAGAUAUCCAUAUGAUAGAUGAUGACAGGGAAGUUCAAGCUACCAAAGAAGAUGCCUAAUUUGAUAGAGCUUAG